UUCAGUUAUUGCAAACAUUUGAGUUAUUAAUGCAGAAUGUUGGAUUGGAGCAUCCGUGCAUGCACUAUUCCGUGCCUAACACCAAUUUCCAUAAAGUUUGCAAAGGACUCAACCAAAGCUCGCCUGUGUUGCAUGGUGGUAGGGCUGAUGUUUUCAUUGGUUCAGCCCAAAUAUGAAAUGAAUCUCUGUAAAGUGGAGCCGUCUCUUGUUCAGCUGCUCUGCCUGUUGAGCUAGUUUGGUGAGUUUCUUUAACCGCUGUUUUUUUCCUCAUCUAUAAUCACGGUGUGAUCCAUUGUCAUCAUUUGAUUUCACAGCAGUAGUUCUCCUGACAGGACAAGGCAGUGCUACAAAAGACUACUGACUUACCCGCUGAACAUUACCAAUAGAGAAGGAGCUCAGUCAAUUGUUUAAGAGGAUGUCCAGAGUUCCCAUUCCAGGGGGGCUGUUUACAGAGGAGUAACACAUGGAAGACAUUCCAAUGGAUCACAUCACAUCAGCAUGUUUUUAGGACAUCUUCUGUCUUUUCGGCUGUAGCUGUGUUUCCUGAACGCACAGCAGCAUGGACACAAUGUUUGCCCACUUGCUGUCUGUGCUGUGUGUGCUGUGUCUAUCACCUCUGGUGUCCUCGAACACGCUCACCCGACGUGCCAUACGCUUUGAGCCGGCGAUGCUGGACUUCAGUGAACACCCUGUGGGGAUGCUCAAGAUGGAGAAGGUGCACCUCCACAACCCCGGCUCAGAAGAGAUCAGUCUGAUGUCCAUAUCAGGCUCCACAGCACACUUCCAUGCAUCCUUCUUCAAGCACGCUAUACUGCCACCAGGAGGAAUGACCUCGUUUGAUGUGGUGUUCCUGGCCCGCGUGGUGGGAAACAUAGAGAACACUUUAUUCAUCAACACAUCACAUCAUGGUCUGUUUGCAUACCAGGUGUUUGGGGUGAGUGUUCCAAACCUCUACAGACUGAGGCCCUUCACCGUGCCCCAGGCCCCCGUAGACGAGCCUUCCUCCCCUCUGAUGAACCUCCAACCGUCUCACAGUCAACCUCUUCAGGUGGUGGAGAUGUACUGCAGUGGAGCAGACUUACAUCUAGAACUGCCCACAGGCCAACAGCCACACACUGAGGACUUAUGGGAGCUUCCCCCGUUUGAGAAGAGAGCGAGCUUUGUGUCUCGGCAUGCAGACGACCACAUGUCUUUCCUGGGGGUGAGACCCACCACCCCCAGCCCGGACCAGUCCUCCGUCCCCCCUUUGGAGCCCUCCUCCGACGCUCCUGCAAUCUACUCCUCCAAAGAGGUGCUUGACUUUGGAACGCUGCGGGCACAAGAUCGCCCCAGAACGUUGAAUCUCCUUUUAAACGCAGGAGCAGAAGAUGUUGGGAUCACAAGUGUACGAACGUCACCAUCAAACGCAGCGAUCUCAGUGGAAUUUAAGGGGGUUACUCUGAAGGAACGAGGAUACACCAAAGUCGCGAGUAUAACUUUUGAUCCCUCUAAAGCAGCAGGGCCAGAGCAGUCGUCUGGUAAGAUCACGGUGAAGGUGACAGAGAGGAGUUAUCCCACACUAGAGAUCCCUUACCAAGCCAACGUGCUAAAAGGCUACCUGAGUUUUGAGGAUGCCACCACUCUGUUUCACAUCAGGAACAGUCCCCUGGACCCAGUGGUCAGACCCAUCUACCUCACAAACACCUUCGGCUACCCGGUCCAGAUCCUAAACGCUUCCCUUAAGCUGGACGCCACAACCAUGUUCACUGUUCAGAAUCUGAGUUCGGUGGUCCUCCCACCUCAGGGGUCCCAGUACGUCUUCUCGCUGGUCUUCCAGCCUGUCCGUCCGUCUGUCCUCAUCAACAGCAAUGUCCUCCUGCACACCAACCUCUCUCGCUUCCACCUCCCCGUCCUGGCCUACACAGGCCUGUUGGAGACCCUGGUUCUUCCUCCCAGUCUUCAGGAUAGCUUCCUGGACUUUGGGGUUCAGAGUUCAACGAAAACCAGCAGCAUUACUCUGGUUGUCAUCAACGGUAACCCCAUAGAGCUUGAGAUCAAGUCCUGGCUGGUGACAGGGGACAGCUUCUCCAUGGAGCUGCUGAAGACGGGCAGGGGGAACCAGUCGGUGGUGCGGGGGUGUGCUGGGGAGCUGCAGCAGGCCCCCGCCUCACAGAAGAGAAUGGUGAUACUAGCGUCAGGCUACUACGCAGCGUUCAGAGUCAGCCUGAUAGAUAACAGCCUCAAGGGAACGUAUGAAAGAGCCGUCCACAUCACCACUGACUACGAGAUAUUGACCAUACCUGUGAAAGCCCUUAUCGUCGUGGGAAUGCUAUCCAGUAGUCCCGAAAGCCUCAACCUGCCCCCCUCCUUUCCUGGUAAGGUGGUGCACCAGGGCCUGGUCAUCCAGAGCUCCUUCAGACAGCCGUCCGAGCUGCGGCAGGUGGUGUCUCUGACCCAGGACCCGCGCUUCACCCACAGGAGGCUCCGCAACGCACGCACCCUGGAGCCCCGCCGCCGCACCAAGGUGGCCAAUAUAUAUUUUGACGCCGGUCUGCAGUGUGGGGAUGACUGCUACGUUGGCCUGCCCUUUGUUCUUAAAGGGGAGUCCAUGCCUGGUGGUCUGGUGUUGCAGGAGGACAUCUGGGAUGAGGACGUUGACCUCCUCCAGAAGCUCCUGGGACGAUGGAACGACCUUGUGGAUCGCUCGGGACACGAGAUCAAGGCAGUGUUUGAGGUGAACUCCGAGCUGCAGGAGAACUUUAGGUCAGAGGUAGUGGCCAGGCUGACCUGGCCGUCGCUGCUGAACUCCACCCACCGAAUCGUGUUUCCUCUGACCAACGCCAACAGCUCCUCGGAUGAGGAGGUGGUUCUUGCGAACCCUGCUGAUGUUCCGGUCUUCGUUCAGCUUCUCCCCCUGGCUCUGUUCCCCAGUCCAUCCGUGUUUUCUGGAAAGCUGGCCGACAGGGUGCCGUGGGCCAAUUUAUCCAACAUCAACAUUGACACCAAAACUCUGGAAUUCCACGUGCACCAACAUCCAUCAGCACCAGAGAGCAGUGGUCCGGGGUUCCAGGGACCCUCCCCGUCCUUGGUCCACAACAUGCUCCUCCAGCCGGGAGAAAGCAAGUCCUUCAGCGUGAGGUUCACCCCCAGCAGCAACCACAGCGUCUCCUCUCUGCUCAUAGUCCGGAACAACCUGACUGUGAUGGACGUGUUGCUGCUGGAGGGACAUGGAGUUCGAGAACACCUUAGGGUGGGUAAGAAGACCCAAGGACAAGAUGGUUACCUCAGGUUCAAGGUGACGGAAGCCCUCCUCAGACACUGCACCAACCAGACCAACCCGAAGGAGCCCACCCAUUCUCUGCGACGAUCCUUCAAGGUGGAGAACGCCGGUGUGCUGCCGGUUCACGUCACGUCAGCGCAGAUCAACCGACACGCGUGUGGAGGACACGGCUUCACCGUGCUGGACUGUCAGGAUUUCAUCAUCCAACCCAACUCCUCCAGAGAGCUCGUCAUACUGUUCACUCCAGAUUUCUCUGCGUCUCGAGUGAUCCGGGAGCUGAGGCUGGUAACGCGUGGAGGUUCAGAAUUCGUGUUUGUCCUGAAUGCCUCGCUGCCCCACCACAUGCUGGGGGCCUGUGCCAAGACGCUUCCGCGACCAGCCUGGGAGUGGGACUUCUGCUUCUGGAUCUCCCUCGUCAUGAGUUUCAUGUUGCUGCUGGUGGGAUUCAUGGCCUACCUGGAGGCCCGCAGCCUUUGGGAGACGUUCACAACUCAUCUCUCCAUGGAGGCUGGCAGAGAAACUAACAGCCUAGCGCAUUCCAACGGCCCCCAUGGCCCCCCGCUGACCUCCAGAGGGUUCUACGGCCCUGGGGGCGGGGCCUCUCAUGUGGGCGGUCGCCACGGCAACGGACGCACCUUACCCGAUGUGGGCGGUCCAGACAGGAAGUCCAGGGCUGGCGGUUUAUGUGCCAUCGCACAUUGGGCGACUUUCUCCCAGCCGGCCAAUGGGAGCGCCUCAGGCUCAUCUCAGCCGGCCAAUCGGAAGGCUCAGAGCGGCAGGCAGCCACCAAUAGUGGGGAUGGGUGAGGUUGAGGGUCAGCCUGGAGCACUGAUUCCAGAGAAAAGAGAACUGUGGCCAGCGGAGGACGAGGAAGAGGAAGAGGCGGAGGAGGAGGAGGAGGAGGAGGAUGAGGAGGAGGAGGAGGACGCAAGUCUGCCGGGGGUCUUGGAACCGGACGAGGAGUUCAGCUCUCCCCCAGAACAACAGCCAGAACCGGAGCUCAUUGUGAAAGUGCAAGUGAAGACCAAAGAACAGAAGAAGAAGAAGAAGAAAAAGAGGAAGAAGCGGAAGGAGGAGAAGAAAGAGCAGGAGGAGGUGGAGGGGGAGCAGGGGGAGGGGGAGGAGCAGGAGGGGGAGGAGCAGGAGGGGGAGGAGCGGGAGCAGGAAGACGAUGCGGCGGACAGGGAAAAGAAGAUCAGGACUCAUGGAGAAGGACUAAAAGACCUACAGGACGAUGAUGCCUCCUCCACCACCACCGACACCUCCACCACCGACCUGGAGGCCUUCAUCAGAGAGGAACCGGCGAGGAAGAAAGGAAGGACUGUGAGCUUUGAAACCGGAGAAGAAGAAACGGAAGAAAUCGGAAGAAAGAAAUCGGAUCUCCAUGUCGCAUCCAAAACUCAGAAACCGGGAACUCCCAAACCAGACAGCCAAUCGGGAACACAAACCAACACAAGAGACAGCCAAUCAGGAACAGAAAUCAGCAGGAGUGACAUCCAAUUAGGAACAGGAUCCACCACCAGUAGAGAAACCCAAUCAGAUACUGGAUCCGUCAGGAGAGACAGCCAAUCAGAUACAGAAACCACAAGGACAGACAGCCAAUCAGGAACGGGAACCCCAAGUACAGACAGCCAAUCAGGAACAGGAUACCCCAGGAGAGACAGCCAACCAACCACAGCUAGUCCUCUAGAGCUGUCCAAUGUGCCCCAUGUGGAGACUAAAGACCAGACCUUCCCAGCCAGCCAUCCUCAGACUCCCUCCAGUGUCCCGAAGAACAAAACCUCGCCCCAAAACAGCUUCUCCCAGCAACAGGAGGACCACCAGCUCCCUCAAAUCUCGCCGCAGCCAGGCAGCCCUGUGCCGGACCUGGACUGCUGUAGAAACCACCUCCCAGAGCUGGACCACUGUGUUUUCUACGAGGACGGGGAGAACCUGGACCCUCCUGAAUGGGAUCUUCCCCAGUUUGCUAGUGGCAGCCAGGUAGCCACUCUUCUGCAGAUCUCUUUGCAGACCAGGAACACAGAACACUUCCUAAGGAGGGCCAUGAUGGGGCUUUGCUCCCCUCCGCCUGGACUUCCCGCCCCUCUGCCCGUUGACGGUUACAGAAACCUUCUGGACACCACAAGUGAUGAAACCAGGAGGGCACCUGGGACCGGUCGGAUCCAGGAACAGGACCACAGCUCUGCUGCACUGCCCGCCGGCUACGACCGGAGUCCAGGUGCUCCUGGGAAGUGGCGACCAGAGAAUCCAGCCCACAGAAUCCUGACACACACCACCUCAGUGGACAGUUUCGGGUCUGAGAGGUUGUGGACUCCUCUGGUCAAACCAGCCUCUCCUAACGUUAGUCCUCACAACUCCUUCUCAGCAUUCGGUCACAGCAAUUCCUUCAACCUGAGCACAGUUUUUAAAGGAAUAAAUGAGGCCAAAAAGCCAGUUGAACCGACGCCGGCAGUGUCGUCUUCGUCUGCGUCUAUCUGGGACGCGGCCCCCAGCGACCCUCUCACAACAUGGUCCACUAGCUGCGGCUCGCCAACCAUCCCGACAACGUCCAUCUUCACCACCUCGGGGAACACCUGGUCCACCACCGGCCCGUUCAGCAGCCCCGUCUGGUCCAUCAGCCAAGACCCCACCCUGCACAACUGUUUCACCACCCCCUCUGAGGUCACGCCCACCACCCAAGAGGCUCCGCCCUCUCCUGGGGAGCUGAGCCCGACGUAUAACCCCUGGAGCCUGUGGCGGCCCAUGUUGAGCAGGUCUGGCUCCGAGCCCUGGCCCAGCCCCCCCCAUGAUCCCAUUUGAGGACUUGAGGCGGAAAGAAAAAAAAACUUUUGCUGUGAAACAAAUUUUAAAUAAGACAUUCCAAACUAAAACUGAUCCCCAUACGGUGAGGUCAUAACUACAGUAAGGUCCCCACACAGUGAGGUCCCAGCUACAGUAAGGUCCCCACACAGUGAGGUCCUAACUACAGUAAGGUCCCCACACAGUGAGGUCCCAGCUACAGUAAGGUCCCCACACAGUGAGGUCCUAACUACAGUAAGGUCCCCACACAGUGAGGUCCCAGCUACAGUAAGGUCCCUACACAUUAAGAGCCUCAUAAAUAAUAAAUAAAGUGAGGUCACCCACUCUUUGUAUUAAAGAUAUGAAAGGCAUUUUUAACGGCCGGCUUCAUCUCAAAUUGAAACAUGGGGAUGUUUUUAGUCUGCUAGACUUAUUGACUUAUUCUCAUUUAUUACGUUCUCGUAAUAUAUGACUUUCAAUUAAACUGUUGUCCUUCAGUGAUCUACAGUGAGGUCCAACCACCAUAAAGCACUCUGACAAUCCAGAUUUCCCGAUACAGAAAUGAACAUAUCAAUUUUUUAUAGAUUUUAAUAAAAUGUAGAAGGUU
Gadus macrocephalus (Pacific cod) is the source of this 6644-nucleotide messenger RNA. RefSeq names its product transmembrane protein 131 (gene tmem131). The transcript is spliced from 38 exons. Gene Ontology annotation, cellular component: membrane. The coding region runs from base 560 to 6058 and encodes 1832 amino acids. The record is from RefSeq and is a predicted model, not a curated record. NCBI's taxonomy places the organism in Eukaryota, Metazoa, Chordata, Actinopteri, Gadiformes, Gadidae.